Messenger RNA from Hippopotamus amphibius kiboko, 6311 nucleotides. It is a transcript of the gene OTULIN, whose product is annotated as OTU deubiquitinase with linear linkage specificity. The record is from RefSeq and is a predicted model, not a curated record. Gene Ontology annotation, biological process: protein linear deubiquitination. Bases 153 to 1211 code for a protein of 352 amino acids. Lineage: Eukaryota; Metazoa; Chordata; Mammalia; Artiodactyla; Hippopotamidae. The transcript is spliced from 7 exons. Gene Ontology annotation, molecular function: cysteine-type deubiquitinase activity.
CGCGCGUGGAAGCGUCCGGUGUGCGGCCGGUAGCCGGCGGGCAGCGGAGCUGCGGCGGCGGCGGCGGCCACGGCCGGGCGCCCCGACGGGAAGGGCUCCGGGUCGCUGGGAGGCGGCCGAAUCCCUGCGGCGCCGCCGCUGGCGGCGGCCCCAUGAGUCGGGGAACGAUGCCUCAGCCCGGAGCGUGGCGGGGGGCGAGCUGUGCCGAGAAGCCGGCGCGGGAGGCGGGGGCCGCGGCGCCGGAGGGCGGGAAGGCGGCGGCCGGCGGGCAGCCUCGGGCCGCCGUGCGGUGCCCGGCCGAGCACGAGGAGGACAUGUAUCGUGCGGCGGAUGAAAUAGAAAAGGAGAAAGAAUUACUUGUACAUGAAAGAGGGUCAUCAGAACCCAGAUUAAGUGUAGCUCCUGAAAUGGAUAUCAUGGACUACUGCAAAAAAGAAUGGAGGGGAAAUACGCAAAAAGCAACAUGUAUGAAAAAGGGCUACGAGGAGGUGUCUCAGAAGUUCACGUCCAUCAGGCGAGUCCGCGGAGAUAAUUACUGCGCACUGAGGGCCACGCUGUUCCAGGCCAUGAGCCAGCCGGCUGCGCUGCCCUCCUGGCUGCAGGACCCGGAGCUCACACUGUUACCAGAAAAACUCAUAAGCAAAUACAGCUGGAUCAAGCAGUGGAAGCUUGGACUGAAAUUUGAGGGGAAGAGCGAGGACCUGGUUGAUAAGAUUAAAGAGUCCCUCACGUUACUGAGGAAGAAGUGGACAGGCUUGGCUGAACUGAGAACUGCCGAAGCAAGGCAGGUAGCUUGUGAUGAACUGUUCACGAAUGAAGAAGAGGAGUACAGCCUCUAUGAAGCUGUAAAAUUUCUAAUGCUAAACAGAGCCAUUGAACUAUAUGAUGAUAAAGAGAAGGGAAAGGAAGUACCGUUUUUCUCUGUGCUUCUGUUUGCUCGGGAUACGUCAAAUGAUCCUGGACAGCUGUUGAGGAAUCACCUAAACCAGGUGGGACACACUGGUGGCCUUGAACAGGUUGAGAUGUUCCUUCUCGCCUACGCCGUGCGCCACACCAUCCAGGUGUACCGGCUCUCCAAGUACAGCACUGAAGAGUUCAUCACCGUCUAUCCCACCGACCCCCCCAGGGACUGGCCCGUGGUGACCCUGAUCGCCGAGGAUGACCGCCACUACAACAUCCCCGUCAGGGUGUGUGAGGAGACGAGUCUGUGAAAGACGUGCUCGGACCGCCUGGCGUCACGGCCAGGGUGCACAGGCAGCUCCUCGGCUCGGGCCUCCAGCCUCUGGCCGCCAGGUCCCUUGGAAUGACCUCUGAGGACUCUUGGGCCCCUUGCGCCAAACUGGACUGGAAUGUUCUGAAGACUAGCUUUUGAUAAUCAGAAUUAAUCAAGUUUUUUCCCUCAUCUGUGAUGCCAUACGUUUCAGUGGGGGCCUUCAGAGCACACCUGUUAAAAGGUGCAAACUACAUCUUCUCCAUAAAACAAACACUUUUGUGUCAGAGGAGACUCAUUUUGGAGAGGAAUAUGUUCAAAGCUCUAAUAGUAAACUGGCUUUCAAUUUUUUUUUAAAGAUAGUAAUUUUUUUGUUUUGGUGGUAAUGGGUCUCUGCCGUACCCUUCCUGUGCACCUAUGCAGUCUACUUACGUGGUAGAAUUCUGGGACAGAGCCUGGGAACAGGCCAGCUGUAACAUCCUCUGAUAGUCUCAUCGAGCGGUGGUCUGGAUUUACAUGUUAAUCAAAGCUAUUCUAAGCAGAUUGUCUAAUAGAAGAUUAAGAAUUGGGUCCAAAAGUGAGUUAUUUAAAGGCCGGAGAAGGAGCUGCAGGCGGAGGCAGUGGCACCAGGACAUCCUUGCUCUGCAGGGGCAGGUGCCUGAGGUCGCGGACGCACCGGGUCUGGUGCUUGGUGCAGGUGAUGGGUGGUCAGUGGGCAAGUGUGGCUUAUUGAUCUCUAGGAUCGGAGCUGUUCCUUACUCUGCAGUUCCAUAGAUGCACCAUUUUAUAGUCAGAACAAAGCUCAGAUCCACCUGCUUUUUUAGGGGAGACCAAGGCCAGAUGAUUAUUUUUUGGAGGGUGCUUGCAUUGCCAAAUUCAUGGAAUUCAUCCGUUGGAGGAAUGAGUAACAGCAAAGCAUCUCAGGUCUCUCAUGAGUAAGUUUAAACAGUGCAUGUACUUAAAACUGUCUGCAGACGCGUUGCUGAGCGGAAUCUGCCUUUGCUUUGGUUUGGGAUGCCUAGGGGAGGCAGCAUUCUGGCCACGCGUGAUGGCCUGUAUGUCACAGGCUAGGGUGGUGCCCGGGGGGUGGGCAGGGCCGCCCAGCUGAACAUGGUCUGCGUCAGGGCCCGAAUCAUCCACCCGGGGCGUGGGCCGUGGCCACUGUUCACAGGAACGGGACAUGUCACCCCGGGGCUGUAUCGGCGGCACCUGAAUUGGCUCCAUAUUUGUGGACAUGGUGUUGCCCUGAAGUACUGAGCUUUAUUUUAUAAUAAUUAAAAUCUUUAUUUGGUCCAAUUUAAUAUAGUUUAUAAGCUAUCUAAUCUGUUUUUCUUUGUUUCUCCUAAGUUUUGCUUUCACUUAAAAAUUAAAAUUCUUGGUUGAGAAAACUCAGAGGACACACAAAACUAUGCAGACUGUUACAUUAGUAUUCGUAUUUUCCCAUUACCUCAUCAGUAAUAUUUACCACAUUUUGGUAGAUACUUAUUCAUUGGAGUGUUUGAAUUAAAUUCUGCUCUAAAUGUGUAUGUGUUGGAGAGGCUUUGUUUUUCACUGUGAAAUGCAAUGGUGCCUUGAAUAAGGAGGGACCUAGAAGCCAAGUGAAAGUAAUAAUAAUGCCUUCUUGUUGGCAUUGAUGCUUCAUUUUACGUAACUUAGUUUUCACGUGACUUACAACAGGAAAUGCUUACAUUCAUUCUGGAACAUUUUAAAAAGCACAACUUCAAACACUUAGGUUGUAUGAGGCAGUAGGGGUCUGUGUCCAUCCAACUGUUGGUUCAUAACCACUUUUGAAUUUAAUAAUUCUCAUGGUCAUCUGUUUUUGCAUUUUGAGAAUGUUCUAUCUUAGUGAACUUGAGCUGGGCUUCUGGGCAGCUUGUUUACAUUUCAUACUUUUUUCUUGUUCCUGUGUGCGAAGUUGUUAGAGUGUGUGCAGAAAUUGUGGUCUUAACCACCCCACUGAUAAAAACUCAAAAGGGUAUGUUUAAGUUGCUUUCUGUCCCAAGGCUUUAUUACACUCUGCUCUCAGACUGCCAUCCAGGCUUAGAGGAAUCAGCAUCAGAGAAGUAAAGCUUUGAGAGAAACAGUGCUUAAGGAAAUACAGAUGAUUGGACCACUUUAAAAAUAUUUUUAAAACUUUAAAAAUAUUUUUUUGUUGCAACAUGCAACUACAGUUGCCCUGAGUUUUAAUUCCAUUUUUCAUUCCUGGUCUUGGCCUGGUUGGGUGACAUCAGCAGUAUUGAAAUUGAAUUGCAACCAGAAUGGAUUCAGGAGGAUAAUCUACUUAGAGGGAAUCUCUAAAAUGAUAGAGUGUUCCCAAAAAAGGAAGGUAGUAGGAACUACACUGUGCUUACUUUCUAUCCCAGAGUUUAUUGCAAGUGUUCAGUGAUUUUGGACCCUGUGGUCUCGGCAGAAAGAUAAUGUCUACCUUGAGCAGGCAUGACUUAUACGUUUGAGCUCAAUUAAGGUGCAUUAAACCUAAAAGAAUUUCCUAAGCCUAAAAGAACUUCCUAAGAAGUUCCACGGAAUUAACAGUGCUCCUUCAGAACUUCUCCUGCUUCCCCUCCUCACCUGCAUUUACAGCAUCCAUUAAUUUCACUCAUACACGUAGAACAGUGAUGGUGGCAGUUGAGAAGAAGAUGCCAAUGUGCGGUCUUUGACUUAUGAUCUUGGUGUCGGUGGGAUUUUGAUCUGUAUUGUCAAUUCCUCUUCCUUAGUAUCCAGCACAUCUGAAAAUGCUUUAAAGGACAGAAUAGGAUUGACCCUGCUCCCUACAUAUAGCCAUUUACACUUUUGUUAUUCUGCUAUACGUUCGGUUAAUGUCUCAUAAAUACUGAUGUUUUUCUUUGAUUGAGGAGAACAGACAUUGCCUUUGUAUUCUUUCACUAUUCUUUUUUCCCUCCAGUUCUAGAGCUUAUCAAGUAAAACCUCAGGGCACAUGAGUCUCACAUCUCUUUUGGAAGAAACACCUUUGUUGGUUUUUGUGUGCUUGUUUUUUCCUUUGUUUUUUAAGAGGCUGUGUUAUUCCUCCUGCCCUCUUCAUGCUCAGGUGCUCUUUUACCUAAGAGUUUGUAGUCUGCUUUUUGAAAGGCUUUGGAUGGUGACUUGUUAGGUGCGGUCUCACCUUUAAUGAUCUAGCACUCUUACAUCGCAGCAUAAAAGUAGGACUCAGAGAGACUUCCUGGCUUUGUCUCCUUUUUGGUGUUAAAGUUUGACUGUUUUCCUCCCUCUGUUUCUAAAGCAAGAUUUUGCAGGUACUCCACCUUGGAGAGUCAGAAAGUAUUUCCAAAAGUAUGAGCCUCCAGGGAAUUUUACUUGUAGGCAUACACAAAAAUACAUAGAUGCCUUUUUAGAAAGAUCUAUAUCUAUUUAAAACCAAUAGAAAGGAAGCCCUGAAUGUGUGUGUGGAGUGCAUCUGAAUCUGAAGUGUGUGUGAGAGGCAUAGAACCCCCAAAUAGGUGAGCAAAGGCAGAGCACAGUGUCAAGUAAUUUAGAAAUGGCCCGAGGAACCGCAAGAAGUGAACUGAAGAAGGAGGAACUGAUUUUAGAUUAAAAACGGCUUUUAAAAACAAAACAACAGAUGCCUGACAGAUCUCUUUGGCUUAAGUUAUAAAAGGAUAAAAAUUUGAACCAGUGGAAGGACUUACGUGCAGGGAUUCUGCAAAUUCCUUUUUCUAAAGUUUAAUUCCCCUGUUUAACAGAAGUAGACUGUAAUGCUUAACUCCUUUGGAAAACCACCUUGGUGAUUUUUUCUGAAGGGCUGGAGAGACUAGGGAGCCAGUGCUGAAUUACGCAGUGAAUUAAGAUGCGGGUAACUGAUGAUUAAUACUUGUGUGAUCCAGUUAAUAACUUGGAGCUGUGAAAAGCACAAAAGUGAACUGGUCUGGCUGCUCCCAGCCCUGGUGGUCGUAGGGACAAGGUAGGUUCGGCCAUGACCAGAAGGGGUGUGCGCGUGUGUACAAAUGUGCUAGCUUGCUGGUCUGCGGUCACAUCGUGACGUUCUUAUGUGUGCAAGAUCCCACAGGUCUCGUGUGCGAGACCCAGCACAUUUGGGAGGUUGGAGGUGAGCUGUUCCAUUUGCAUUUCUUUUCCAUGGUAAAUUGAAAUUUAUUACUGGGAAUGGUGGAAUGGGUUAGUAGGUAUAAUUAAACUAUACAGAAUGGUCAUUAAGUCUGGAGUUUUAGGUAAUGUUAAUUGUAUUGAAAUGUCACGCCAACAAACCAUUUAUUAUGUAUAUCUCUGUUCCCAGACCUUAUGGCCGUGUCUGUAUUUCCAUAUUCUGAAUGCUCAUUAAUAGUCAGGGAGAACACGAACGAGCUUUGUCUCAUUCUUGUUGAUUUCUUUGGUGUAGUUGUGGGUGAAAUCGCCAAAACAUGGGUGAUCCCAGGAAAGGAUAGGGGGCCAGAGAUAACCACGGUCUUGGCAGUCUUUUUCCCAGACACCAGGGGGUAGUUGAGCUUAAUUCUGAACUUUAAAAUAAUUUUUUUGUACUUAAGACCUUUUAUAUAAUGAAAAAUGCCUCGAUCUAUAUAUAUUCUCAUAAAUGGUGCUAAAAUAUGAUACUCCUACAGGAACCAGAGCAAUCCACAGUGAUGUUGGUCACUCCUGAGUAUUUAGAUGUAAGAAGAACGCUCCCUUCUCAUUUCCAUUGCCUUUAUAAAAACGUUUUGGUAUUGUUAACCGAAUUUUUAGCAGCUUCUGACUCUCUGUGCUGUGAAUUUGGAGAGGGUAACGACCCACCUUCUGUCCGUGGCGGUGGUUUUCCUUCCCUGUUGGCCGGGCUGUGCAGGGAGGGCAGCCGGGAACGCGGUGUGAACCUGGCCUUGGCUUGUCUAGCAGAGUGUCCUGUUUACACUGGAAAAUGUCAGCAUUUGUUGAAAACCUCAUCUGCUCUGAAAACCGUGCCCCUGAGGCUCCUGUCAGCUUUGGGCCUUGGUGCCACCUGCGUCCGUGGCGGGAGUUCCCUCGGUGACGUGUUGAGUCUUCCUCUUCACUGUCAGAGGCUGAGCCAACUCAGGUUUUGCUGCUGAUCCCGUGUAGCAAACCUGGCCACUAAGGAUUGUAAAAACAAGUAACUAAAAAUAAACUUAGAAAAUAAAAACUC